UGAAAUUGGUUGGAGUCUGGGCUAUAUGCUGAACGCCUCCAGGAUGAACAUCAAAAUGUACUGAGACAUGGCAGCUGGAUUGAAGCACAUUGUUGUGGGAAGCCUCAUCUGCGUUGCUCUCAUCUCUGGAAUUAUAGCCUUGAUCUUGAGCCUUGUAGAAAUCUAUGAUGUUCCUUCACCCAAAGGAAUGAAGUAUGGCAUUGUCUGUGACGCCGGAUCAACACACACGACCCUCUUUCUAUACCACUGGCCAGCGGAUAAGGAAAACGAAACUGGGAUCGUCAGCCAGCUGCACUCCUGUGAUGUUGAAGGGCCAGGGAUUUCCAGUUACGCCCAGGAUCCACCAAAGGCCGGAGAGUCACUGAGGCCCUGCCUGGACAACAUCUUGACCUUCAUCCCAAAAGAAAAACAGAAGGAGUCCAUUGUGUACCUGGGAGCUACUGCAGGCAUGCGGCUACUCAGAUUGCAGAGUGCUGCCCAAUCAGAUGAGGUUCUCAAGGAGGUGGCGAACACAAUCCGAUCGUAUCCAUUGAAUUUCCAAAAAGCCAAGAUCAUAACCGGAGAUGAGGAAGGGGCGUACGGCUGGAUAACCAUCAACUACAUUCUGCAGACGUUUCUGAAGUAUUCCUGGGAGGGUGAGUGGGUGCACCCAAAGGGAGCGACAAUUUCCGGAGCACUGGACCUCGGUGGGGCCUCAACUCAAAUCACUUUCAUCCCACGGGAAGCCAUCAGCAAUAAGAAUAUGGAAGCAAAAUUUAAACUCUACGGCUACAACUACACCACCUACACACACAGCUACCUGUGCCACGGGAAAAAGCAAUCCGAGAACAGAGUCCUCGCUGCGUUACUAAAGGGGAAGGACUUGGCAGCUCCCAUUGAGAUCCCCUGUUACCUCAAGGGAUACACGACCAACGCAACUCUGGAUUCCAUCUAUGACAGUCCAUGUACUUCAGACCAGAAACCCUCACCUUACAAAGGAACCCAAAGUGUAACUCUCAUUGGAACAGGGAAAUCAGCAGAAUGUCGCAAGGCUGUGAGAACGCUUUUCAACUUUACUGCAUGUGGUGGAAACCAGACAUGUGCGUUCAAUGGAGUUUAUCAGCCGCCAGUAAACGGGCACUUCAUUGCUUUCUCAGCAUUUUAUUACAUCUCCAAUUUCUUGAAACUGGCCUCAACAGGGGCUUCUCUGGAAACUAGUAUUUCAACGGUAGAAGCCUUUUGCAACAAAACGUGGGCACAGGCUGAGGCUGAGAACCCAAAAGAGCCCGAGUUCAGGCUGAAGGAUUACUGCACCGCUGGCUGGAUUCUACUGACUCUACUGGUGGACGGUUAUAAGUUUGACCACUCCACUUGGAACAACAUUGAUUUCCAAAGAAAGGCUGGCAACACUGAAAUCGGCUGGACCCUGGGCUACAUGCUGAACCUCACCAACAUGAUCCCAUCGGAAGUCGAGCCGCAGUUAAAGGGCCACAGCCAUAAAAUCUGGGCCGCAGCAAUUUUCUUCAUUGUGCUGACAAUUGCUGUCAUGCUCGUAGCAUUGGUGUCGCAGGUCCUGUGGCCUGCCAAAGACAUUUAGGUGUGUGGAUUA
This is a messenger RNA of Callorhinchus milii (elephant shark), 1588 nucleotides long. RefSeq names its product ectonucleoside triphosphate diphosphohydrolase 8-like. NCBI's taxonomy places the organism in Eukaryota, Metazoa, Chordata, Chondrichthyes, Chimaeriformes, Callorhinchidae. Gene Ontology annotation, biological process: nucleoside diphosphate catabolic process. Gene Ontology annotation, molecular function: UDP phosphatase activity; GDP phosphatase activity. Gene Ontology annotation, cellular component: plasma membrane. Bases 68 to 1576 code for a protein of 502 amino acids. The transcript has 10 exons. The record is from RefSeq and is a predicted model, not a curated record.